This is a messenger RNA of Harmonia axyridis, 6060 nucleotides long. Its product is annotated as PR domain zinc finger protein 5-like. Gene Ontology annotation, molecular function: chromatin insulator sequence binding; protein binding. NCBI's taxonomy places the organism in Eukaryota, Metazoa, Arthropoda, Insecta, Coleoptera, Coccinellidae. The record is from RefSeq and is a predicted model, not a curated record. The transcript has 9 exons. Gene Ontology annotation, cellular component: nucleus; chromosome. Bases 160 to 2508 code for a protein of 782 amino acids. Gene Ontology annotation, biological process: regulation of transcription by RNA polymerase II.
GAUCUUAUGAUAUCAUUGGUUAUGUUUAUAUUUUGCAACCUUUUGAAAACAAAUUAUUUCAUAUCAAUUGAUAUCAAUCAGAAUAAAAUUUUUGAAAUAAUUCUAAACCUUAUCUAAAUUUAGAAGAUUUCCGAAUUAACUAAUUCUCCGUCAAUCAAAAUGGUACUCAAUGAAAAUGAAGGGGAAUUAAGUAACAUUGUGAACGAGGAAAAACGUAUAUGUGCAAUAUGUGGAUCAACAUCUACUACAUCUUGUGAUUGUACUAAUGUUACUAGUCAUAUUUUAAAUAGAACAACAGCAACCAAGGCGCAAUUAUCAUUACCAGAUGGUUUUAUGGUCUAUCAUUUGGCUGAUGGAACAUACAGGGUAAUAACUAAUAAGUUCAUAAAAAAAGGAACAUGUCUAGGCCCUCUAGAAGCUGCGAAAAGUAUUACAUUGAAUCCAGCUAUUCACUUUCCUUUGAAAAUUUUUCCUGCUGGUGAAGAUGAUUUCUUGGAAUAUUAUCUAGAUACAUUGAAUGAGGAAACCUCUACUUGGAUGAUGUUCAUUCCACCAGCCGAAAAUUAUGAAGAACAGAAUUUGAUGUGCUAUCAGGAAGGGCAGUGUAUUUAUUAUUUAACCGUAAAAGAUAUAAUUGAGAAUGAAGCACUAAAAGUUUGGUAUUCCCCUUAUUAUGCAUCGAAAAUGGGUAAAAAGUUAUUAGAAGAAAAUGUAGUUGAAAAUAAGCCACCAGAUGCUGCAGCUUUAAAUGAAUUAGUGAAAUCACAACAAAAUAUUCCUGACUUAGACAGUUGGACUUGUAAAUUCUGUAAUAUAAAUAUUAAUAUGGUUACAAAAUUUGCUGGUCAUUUGAUCAAAGAAUAUUACAGUGCACAUCGUAAUAAAACAUGUCCAGCAUGUAAAAGGAAUUUCAAAACUAAGAAGUGUGUAUGUGAACAUAUGAAGUUGGUAGAAGAUUCAUCUAGUAAUAAAAUAAACUUGGCAAUGAGUAGAGCAAUUGAAGCAAUGUUAGAUCAAAACAGCAAUAGGGAGAUAUCACUUGGAGAUCCUUUAUUGAAUAGCACUGGUUGUAUAGACCAACUAGAUAAUUCUGAUUUAAUAAUACCAACUUUGAGUCAGAUGAAUGAAGAAGAUUCGCAAAUUUUAAAUUUGAACUCUGAAAACUUAUUGAUAUCAGAGGAUUUUGAUGAAUUAGAUUAUUUUGAUUUUGAAAUUGAAGAAGUGAAAGGAGGAAUCGACUGUGAUAUUUGUUUCAAGAACUUCUCCAAAUUACCCUAUCUCAUUCAACAUUUGAGAUCUCAUAGAGGGGAUUACUAUUGCUCGAGCUGCAACAAGGUUUUCAGCAGAAAAGAAAAUUUAACAUACCAUUCUUGCAACAGAACUUUCAUUCUUGAAUGUUCAUCGUGCAAUCUUACUUUUUCCCAGAAAAAAUACUAUAAUAGGCACAUGGAUGCAGUGCAUGAACAGAAAUACAAGUGCAAUGAUUGCAAUAAAAUCUGUAUGAAUAUGCAUGAACUGAAAUAUCACAAAUGCAAGCAGAAAGAAUAUCAGUGUCAAUUCUAUGUAUGUGAAUUCUGCAAAAAGUUAUUCUCGAAUCAGGCAUCGCUGAAAGCACACAUUUCGAAAAAACAUAUAAAUGAGAGAAUCUUUAUGUGUGAGUAUUGUUCGAAGCAGUAUUCCACAAAAUUCGCAUGUGAAAUGCAUCUUAGAACUCAUGACAAACCUCAAUUCAAAUGUGAAACUUGCCACAAAGAAUUUCAUCGCAAAGAUGUUCUCAAGGUGCACAUAGAAUCUGUACAUGAUGACAAGGAAUUUGAAUGUGAUAUAUGUAUGAAAAAAUUCAAAUCCAAGAAAAAUCUCUCAAAACAUAAAAAUAUUCAUACAAAUAUUGAAUACAACUGUCCUUUUUGUGAAUCUUCGUUUAAUAACAAGUAUAGCCUAACAAGACAUCAGAAGGUACAUGAAAAAAAUGAGGAAAUUUCAAAACCUUACAGUUGUUCUAUUUGUAACAUAAAGAUGAAAAUGAAAAGUUCACUUUUGAGGCAUAUCCAGAAAAAACACAAUACGCCAAAAUUAAUCUCACAGAAAGCUCCUGAUUCAGUUCCACAGAAAGCUCCUGAACAGACUAAAACUGUACAAAAAGAAGACGCACUGCAGUUUUUAGGAGACGAUCUGGAUCUCCUGACUGAUUCACAAGACAACAUUGACUUGAUUAAUGAUGUAGAUAUGAAUGAGUUAGAAAGAAAGCAUAUUCAAGUGAUCGAUAAUAUUCUACUAAAAAAAAGUGAAGAAAUGGGACUUGGAGUUAAUACUUACACUUUGAAUUCGAACGAUGUUAAAUCAAUGUCCUCCUCAAAGUUGAACAAGGAUGAAAUAUCUUGUACAGAUAGGAUGGAACAAGAAGAGGUUUUUUUGACAAUCCCGGACUUGAUGGAUAUUGAAAAUGAUAUAAUUUUGGAAACAUCGGCUUUUCUAGGAAAGUUAUGUGGAGUGGAGAAUAGAAAAUGAAACACAUUUCCAAUUAUUAUUCAUCUUCCUUAUUAACAUCUGAUCAGUUCGCUUAUAGAGGACAAACCUGAUGUAAUCCCCGUUUGGAUCGGCUUUCCUUCCAAACUUGACGGGACAAUAACAGUGGGAGAAUUGUUGGAAGAAACUAGAGCAGGAUAACCACAUCCAGGUUCCCGCAUUCACCGACCAAUCUGCGUCCAGGAGUAAUUCCUCGAAUACCUGGAAAUUUAUUGGGAUUGGAAAACAACUCUAAUGUACGUUAGUUACGGGUAGCUUCCACAUCUCAACGGUCUAGCUCUUCACAGUACUGAUCACAAACUCACUUUUGUUUUAUUUAAGAAAAGUUGGUUUUAUUAUAAUAGCAUACAAAAUUAUUUUCUAUAAGCUAAUUAGUUUAUUAGCAAAAGACUUCAAUACACCCAAUUCAGCGAGAUGAGGACUCUUUCAAUGAAAAGAUCUUUUUAUCCUCAUCUGAGGUCAAUAGGUCAGGUCAUCUCAAGUGUCUCAAAUGUUUGAAUGAAAAAAUUUAUGUGUGAUUCUAGCCUGUAAUAGUAAUCACCAUAUCGGUUUUUGGCCCAGACCAACCAUUACCUUAUAUGGAGCAGGGCAUGUAUUUUAUUGCUCUGAGCUCUUAAGUGUCUAGGAUACGAAGCUUAGAAGCAUGUUUCCACGCAGAACGAGAAGGAGACUGUAUAAUAGACGCCCAUUCACACCAGUGGCGGCCGCUCAGAGGAGGCAGAGGAGGCCGGGCCUCCCCAAAUUUUACCGCAUUAUAUUUAAUUCUUAGUUCAAGUCCAACUAUAUUAUGUUAACCUAAAUCAAUAGAAUAUUCAAAUUUCUGGAUACUUUUUACCCCAAUAUUUCAUCAUAUUUAUACAUUCUCCGCAACAGACUCCAAAACUGAGAAGAUUGCGCAUCGCUGCACCGUACUACAGGCAUGCGAUGCGCUAAAGAAUACAGCAGACUCCAGACGCGGGUCGCGGAGGCCCAAUUCCUCUCUAGUCGCGUUUGUCUUGAACGUAGAAUUUCAAAUUUCUUCCGAUACGAAGCUCCGGCCACUCUAAAUUCGAGCUGGAUAUCACGUGACGGAGGCCCUGUCUCCGUUGACCGUAAGCAUAAAUAUUCGUUUAACCCAAACGGCCCGAACAUGAUCCACGGCGAUUAACGAUGGGUCUAUAUCAGCUGUUUCUGUUUAUUAGCGCCAGAAUUAGGGAAAGAUAAAGAUAGGUCAGUACUUUUUAUUCCUUUCGGCGUGUGGUUUGUGGUUUCGUGUUAGGAUUGUUCGGCAAAGUUUGUAGGUAAGGAAGGAUAUUGGCUGGCUAUUCAGAUAUAUUUUAUCGAGAAAAAUGGAAACGGAAACGUCGGAAACUAGAAAUGAAAAUGAUAGUGUCAGUAGGGAACUCAGAGUUACUGAAGAUAUUGUAGAAUUUAUUUUGAUUAAAAAGUUCAGCCAAAUGCCUUACGAUGACAAAAUUUUCAUUACCAAAACUAUAAAAACACCUCAGCCUGCUAUGCAAAAUUUAAUUGUCAAUUCCAGGCAUAAUCGUUCCUUCUGCGUCCAAUGGUACAAUAAAUGCGAGUGGCUGACCGGAAGUACAGUUCGGAAUGAAUUAUUUUGUUGGUUUUGUUUACUUUUCUCCGACGAUUCAGAAAACAAUGUGUGGUCAAAAUUAGGGUAUUCGGAUUUAAAAAAUUUACAGAGGUCUAUUGAAAGACAUGGCAGAUCAAAAUCUCAUUUAGGCGCAUCAAUUAAAUUUAAAUUGUUCGGAAAACUCAAUAUUGUGAAUUCACUUGAUCAGGGUCAUAGGCAAACUAUCAUAGAUCAUAACGAAAAGGUCAAAGAAAACAGGGAUAUUUUGAAAAGAUUACUUGACGCAGUUAUGUUCCUUUGUUUUCAAGAAUUGCCGUUUAGAGGACAUGAUGAAAGUGUAGAUUCGGAUAAUAGGGGAAAUUUUGAAGAGCUAUUGUGUUUCAUUAGCCGCUAUGAUUCAAAAUUAGAAAAGUUUUUGAAUGAUGCCACUGUUUUCUCUGGGACGUCAAAAUCUAUUCAAAACUAUUUGAUCGAAGCGGUUAGUUUUGUAGCGCGGAGUAAAAUUGAGGCGGAAUUGCAAAAUUCAUUGUUUUUUGCCUGGCAAGCAGAUGAAACGGUAGACAUUACAUGUAGCUCGCAGUUGUCCAUAGUUUUUAGAUAUGUAAAUAAGGAGGGGCAAAUAGUUGAAAGAUUUGCAGGAUUUUUUGCAGACGCAGGUCGAACUGCCGAUUCCUUAUUCAAAUUUUUGACAGAAACGUUCAACAAAUUAAAUUUAGAAAAAAAAUUGAUAGCGCAGACGUAUGAUGGAGCUUCAGUUAUGGCAGGUCAUUUAAAUGGACUGCAGGCAAACAUUAAAAAUAUCGCCCCUCAGGCACUUUUCACGCAUUGCUAUGCUCACGCACUAAAUUUAGUGUUAAGUAAAGCUUGCUCGGGUAGUAUCAAAGAAUGUAAAAUUUUUUUUGCAAAUUUGUCUGGUUUUUCUUUAUUUUUUUCCAAAUCUUCUAAAAGAACAGAGGUUCUCAAUGCAGUAGGGUCCAAUCGAUUACCAUCAAAUGUGCCGCAUUUGAAGGUGGAAUUUUACAUCUAGGAUUGUUUUCACAGUAUUUUCAAACAGGGACAAGUUAAUAGAAGUUUUUGACCAUUUUAUAAACCACGAAGAUUUCAAACAUGAUCAGCAGACAAUCAGAGAAGCGAUUGGGUUGAAGAAAUAUCUUAAUGAUCCAGAAUUCAUUUUUCUUUUACAUACAUUCAAAUUCAUUUUCGAACACACUGACGUAGUAUUUUCAAUUUUACAGAAUAAAAUGACGGAUAUUUCAUAUGCCAAAAAACGCUUGAUCACAUUAAUGAACACAUUGCAAGAUUUUAGAAAUAAUGAAAUUAAUCUCAUGCCGAUGAGCCGCAGUCAAAAAGAAGAGAAACUACCUUUAAUCUCCCAAAUGUAAUACAAAAUUAUCGCCAAAUAUUUAAUGAAAUUUUAGAUACAAUUAACAAUCAAAUUCGAAUCAGGUUUUCAGAUUUAGAUAAAUUAGAGUUUUUCGAUUUAGUUAGGAAAGACAAAUUCAAUUCAUAUUGUAAGGAAUUUCCGGAAACAUUAUUUGGCUCUCUAGUAAAUCAUUAUUCUUUCUUUGACCCAAUAGCACUACGUAAUGAAUUAAUAACUGUUUAUGAUGAUGGUGAAUUAUUCAAAAAUUGUGAAACAUCUGCGGAAAUGAUUGCAUUUAUCUUCAACAAGUAAUACACUAGUGGUAUACCUAUUUUUUUUGCUUGGCCUCCUCUGAAUGAAAGCUCACGAGCCGCCACUGAUUCACACCCCUCUGUGACCACUCGUUACUCCACCUUGAUAUUUUGAAAUGUGGGAGCUAGACCUGUAUGUGUACCCUGUUCUGUCCCUGUAUGUGUACACAUAUUGCUGCAGCGUACUCAAAAUGGUUUCUAAAGUAAACUUGGAACUAAAUUUUCAGUAUAAAUUAAACUGAUGAUGAAAUUAAACAAAAUGAAAUAAAUUUUUCGUUAAGAAUGCA